GUCUCCUUCUCACCCUGCCCGUCUGACCGGCACAUCACCGCGCUCACUGACUCACUGGCUGCUCCGCUCCGCUGCACCAGCCGCUUCUCCAUACAUACGGGAGCCGAACAGCAUGUGAAUGGCAGCAGAAGGCAGCAGAGUUGUCACAGAGGAGCAGGAGGAGGUCCCAGUCUCUGGACCCGUCACUCACACACCGACACACACACACCGACACGCACACACCCGCAGUCAGAGCCACAUUCAGUUUCACCCUCAAACGCACACCACCCAGAGGCAAGCUCCUCGCACUCUUGCUCACACACGGAGUCAUAGUCACACUCACUUUAACACUCACACACACACACAGGCGCAGAAACACGGCUGCCGGCUCACACACAGUCUCUCAGCCAUGACCAAGGGAGAGAAGGGAAUGCAGGGUUCGGCAGGCAAGCUGAUCAAGCCCCCUGAGCCGCUGUUCACCAAAACCCCUCACCAGACAGAUCUGAGCCAGAGACUGUCAAUAUGCAGCAAGCUGUGUUUUGCCAUCGGCGGAGCGCCCAAGGAGGUGGCCGCAAGUGCCACAGCCUUCUUCCUGCAAAUCUACCUGCUCGAUGUCGCACAGAUCAACCCCUUCCAGGCAUCCAUGGUGCUGUUCAUCGGUAAAGCCUGGGGUGCCGUGACGGACCCUGUCGUCGGCUUCUUCAUCACCAAGAGCAGAUGGACCAAGAUUGGCAGACUCAUGCCCUGGAUGGUGGGCUGCACUCCGUUUGUGGUGGUCUCCUACUUCUACCUCUGGUUUGUUCCUCCGUUCACCAACGGCAGGUUCAUGUGGUACCUAGGUUUCUACUGCCUCUACCAAACCCUUAUUACUUGCUUCCAUGUGCCUUAUUCUGCCCUCACCAUGUUCCUGAGCACAGACCAGAAGGAAAGAGACUCGGCCACUGCAUACCGUAUGACGAUGGAGGUGCUGGGCACACUGGUGGGUGCUGCCAUACAGGGCCAGAUUGUGGCCAGUGCUCACACGCUGAAGCACUGCCCCACUCACAAUAUGUCAGCCGGUUACCUUGGCAACAGUAGCGGGGCAGAGAUCGUCAAGAGCCUGGUGCAUUCCCAGGACUUCCUGUCGCAUGCUAAGGAGGUGUACAUGAUAGCUGCUGGCGUGAUCGGAGGAGUGUUCCUCAUUUGCACUGUGGUGAUGUUCCUGGGAGUCAAAGAGAGAGAUGAUCCAUACGGUCCGAAGACAGAGAAGCAGAUCCCUUUCCAUAAAGGCUUCAUCCUGGUCAUGAGACACGGGCCGUACCUCACUCUAACGGCUGCAUUCCUCUUCAUCACUGUUGCCAUCCAGCUGGUACAGAGCAACUUUGUCCUCUUCUGCACUUAUGCUGUGGACCUGAGGGAUCACUUUCAGAAUAUUGUGCUGACCAUCCUGAUCUCUGCAGUGGUAAGCAUCCCGCUGUGGCAGUGGUUCCUGGAGAAAUUUGGGAAGAAGACGGCGGCGUUCUGUGGCAUCACUUGGAUCAUGCCCUUCACGGUGAUGUUGGUUUUCAUCCCUAACGUGGUGGUGGCCUACGUUGUGGCUGUCUCCUCUGGCCUCAGUGUGGCUGCCUCACUCCUGCUGCCCUGGUCCAUGUUGCCAGAUGUGGUGGAUGACUUCAGGCUGGCUAACCCCUACUCUAAAGGUCAUGAGGCCAUCUUCUACUCAUUCUAUGUGUUUUUCACCAAGUUCGCCGCCGGCAUCUCCCUGGGAGUGUCCACCCUCUGUCUGGAAUUUGCAGGAUACGACACAGGCGCCUGCAAACAGCCACCUCCUGUUGCCUACACUCUGAAGCUCCUGAUUGGUGCAGCCCCGGUAGCCUUUAUUGUCACAGGGUUAAUGAUCCUACUCCUCUACCCAAUCAGCGAAGACAUACGGCUCAGGAAUAAAGUGUGCCUGGAGGAGCUACGGACACAAGGCAUCAGUUCCAGAACGAUGGAGGAUUUGAGUAAUGUCUGACCUGGACCUGGAAUGGAGUGACUUUGCAAAGCCACGUAUUCCAGUACUAAGCUGGAAUGUUCUCUAUUAGUGUAUAUUACACUGGGAAAUAGUAAACAAAUUUUGUUUAAUGUAAACAAUUCUGUUUCUUUGUUUUGACAUGAACAUGUAAUGUAUAGUCAUCUUAAGUAUAUACAUAUAUAGAGAGAUAUGAAAAUUAAUUUAUAUAAAUGAAUGUAUAUCAUUAUUUGCUGUGUUUAGCCCUACAGUACUAGUAUUUAUUUAUGGUAUCUGAUUACAACGGGUUGAUGAUAUGAACUGAAUAAAUGCUGUAGAGGCUGGCUGAUAAAAUGACUCAA
Molecule: messenger RNA, 2310 nt
Organism: Myripristis murdjan (pinecone soldierfish)
Lineage: Eukaryota; Metazoa; Chordata; Actinopteri; Holocentriformes; Holocentridae
Gene: mfsd2b
Product: MFSD2 lysolipid transporter B, sphingolipid
Exons: 15
Coding region: 119-1972 (617 amino acids)
Biological process (GO): carbohydrate transport; lipid transport
Cellular component (GO): plasma membrane
Molecular function (GO): symporter activity; sphingolipid intramembrane carrier activity
Source: RefSeq, a predicted model, not a curated record